Messenger RNA from Histoplasma capsulatum G186AR, 1781 nucleotides. RefSeq names its product salicylate hydroxylase. Gene Ontology annotation, molecular function: FAD binding; monooxygenase activity. The coding region runs from base 139 to 1485 and encodes 448 amino acids. The record is from RefSeq and is a predicted model, not a curated record. The transcript is spliced from 2 exons. NCBI's taxonomy places the organism in Eukaryota, Fungi, Ascomycota, Eurotiomycetes, Onygenales, Ajellomycetaceae.
GGUCGAUUUUAUUUAUAUUCAUUAUUUAAUAACUGUUUUUGUCAUUCUGCGUUCCUUUGGAUCUUCAAAUUCCUCCAUUUCCACCCAUACUCUUCUCCAGAUCGGGCCUGGCUCUUGAUGUAUUGCUAAGAUUCCCUCAUGGCUUCGAAUACCCAGGCGACUGCCCCAUAUACGAUCCUAAUCCUAGGCGGCGGCAUUGCAGGCAUUGCUUCCGCUCUCGCGCUGUCUAAAACUCUCACUCCGGUACUUCCGAACCUCAAAAUCAUUAUAUAUGAGCUGCGAGACGUUCCUUCAACUUCCGGUGGCGCGAUCAACCUCACACCCGUCGCCCAUAGGCACCUCGAUCAUUUAGGUGUGCUCGAUGAGCUGCAAUAUUUGGGCCCUCAAGGGGGCGUGGAAGUGGACGAGAUAGAAAUUUUCUCCUCGCAUAGUGGCAAAAAAAUGGGAGCGGUCGACUUUGCAGGCAAAGACGGCAAGGGUUAUGGUGGUUAUAAGGGUCGACGAAUAAUGCGCAUUUGUCUCCAUCUGGCUUUGAUAUCCGCCGUGGAGAAACGGAGUAAUAUUGAAAUGAUGUUCGGGAAAAAGGUUGUAGGCGGCAUCGAGACGGACAAAUGUGUCACAAUUUAUUUCGAGGAUGGCACUUUUGCGAAAGGUGACUUGGCUUUGGGGUGUGACGGUGUACAUUCGGCUACGAGAUCAACCAUUGUUGAUCCAGAUAGAAUAUCGGAGUAUACGGGGAUUUCGUUUAUUCAAGCCACGAUAAAAUCGGAGGUAAUAAGGUCGUCCAAGCACUUCAGCGUCACAGCGCUCAACAGAUCGAGGCAUGGGACGAUGUUGACGACCUAUUGCGAUAGCGAAAAGGAAAAUAUGUUCGUGGCAGCAUUGGCUGAAGUCGAUGAGGCACGGUUGACCUAUGAAAUAUGCAAAUAUCAGGCAUCGGAUUCGUGGAAGACAAAGAGCACCGCGGUCAUGAUCUUGAGGGAUGAUAUUCAGAAUCGCUUCGGGAAAUCAGCAAUUCCGUGCAUUCGCGAGAUUGCAGAAAAAUGCUGGGAUUGGUUUCUGUAUCCAGUGUAUCAGAUACAUCCCGGGGGGAAAUGGUAUACGGAAAGGAUCCUACUGUUAGGUGAUGCAGCUCAUGCUAUGCCCCCCAAAGACGAGUCAGCCGCCUACGCCCUGGAUGACGCCAUCCUCUUCGCCCGCGUCCUGACAAAAUACAUCCACGAACCCCUCUCGGAAGCCUUCCGCAUCUAUGAAUCCAUCCGUCGUAAAACCAUCGACCACGCAUACAAAACCGCCUGUGAAAAUUGGACCCACAACAAAGAUAGCGGCCGUCUCUCGAACCUGCUAGCGGAAUGGAUCACGCCUCUUAGUCUAAUGCGGCAAAAGAAGAAGAUUACAAGCGCGUGGGUAUUUGAUGCUAUGAAUGUUGAUAUAUCCCCCCCGAACCCAGCGUCACGCCAAUCAACGGCUUCAACAGUUCGUUGAUGCUUUGGCUAUUUCCCCGCUUGUCCUGUUUAAUUUUAAAAUUUUUCUAAUUAUUUUUUUACCCUUCUGGUUGGUUUCACGUGUCCUUUUACCACCGGAAGAAUGAAGCAAUUGCAUUUCCCCCUACCUUUUGCAUUCCUGCUACAAAUAGGAGUGGUACUUGUUUAUUAUUCCACUUCCAAUACACCUGUAUGAUACCAUGUUUGUUUAUAUCCCCAGCAAGGGGUAUAAAUGGAUAUUCCAUAUGACUUUGUAUUAAUAGGGGUUAAUAUACACGUAUGUCUUUCUAUUUCUCC